Molecule: messenger RNA, 918 nt
Organism: Arachis stenosperma
Lineage: Eukaryota; Viridiplantae; Streptophyta; Magnoliopsida; Fabales; Fabaceae
Product: protein FAR1-RELATED SEQUENCE 5-like
Exons: 1
Coding region: 1-918 (305 amino acids)
Source: RefSeq, a predicted model, not a curated record
AUGAACUGCCAGGCUAAGUUGUCGAUAUAUCUUGACAAAGAAAGUUCGAACUGGAAGGUCCAGAAAGUCAUCCUCGAGCACAACCAUGACUUAGUAGCUAGGUGUAUGGUACACUUAAUUCCAAAGUUCUGUCGGGUUUCAGGUGCGGCAAAGGAUCAGCUAGAUGGUAUGCAAAGUUAUGGGCUACCUACGUCAAAGAUUCUUAGGUACAUGCUAGGGAUUGCGGGGGGGGGGGGGGGGGGGGGGGGGUAUUCACUAUUGGGUUUCACAAAGAAGGAUGCUUAUAACUACCUUGACCGGACUAAGCGCGCAAGGAUUGCAGAUGGGGAUGCAAAUUCUGCCAUUGUCUAUUUAGAGGGAAAGGCUUCUGUGGACCCCAUGGCAAUGGCGAGGUAUAACCUGACUAAGGAGGGUAUGUUGUCCAACUUGUUUUGGGCCGAUGGAAUGAGCAGAGUUGAUUACCAACACUUUGGUGAUGUCCUCGUGUUCGAUUCAACGUACAAAAAGAACAAGUAUAGGAGACCGCUUGUAAUAUUCUCAGGUGCAAACAACCACAAACAGACGACUAUCUUUGGAUUCGGGAUAGUGUUGGACGAGACGAUUACUUCGUACAAGUGGAUGCUAGAAAAUCUUCUUGAAGUGAUGUGUAAUAAAUUGCCAUCUGUUGUAGUCACAGAUGGCGAUGAUGCCAUUAUUGCAGCAAUUACGGAAGUUUUUCCUAGUGCAACCCAUCACCUAUGUGCUUGGCAUCUACAAAAGAAUGUUACAUCUAAUGGGAACGAGCAGAUGUUCAGGAACUUGUUUUCAAGGUGGUUGUAUGCGGAUAUGUCGAUAUAUGACUUUGAAGCGGAAUGGGCUGAAGCAGCGGAUGAAUACGAGUUACAUGAUAAGUUGUGGGCAAUGCAGAUGUACGAAUAG